GAUUCUAUUAAUCUGUGCCUCUGUGGUCAGAUUUAAAUUUUACUUUUCUGGAAAAUUGAAAACACGAAAACACUGAAAAUAUAAAUUAUGAUAUGAUACUAAAGAUUGUAAUUCGUGACUUGUGAGACCAACCUGUUGAAAGUUGCAAUGUAAUGUGAAUACUGUUUAGUUACCAAUCGGUGUAACAUAGUUUAAAACGAUUUAUGUAAUUACCAGAGAUAUCUAACAUUCAACUACUUUACAGAUAAAGUUUUAAAAAAAAUUCUGAUUUGGUACAUGAUUCUAAAUGUCGAAUAAAAAAGCAACAUAUUUGGUUGUCGGCGGUGGUAUAGCGGGUGUAACCUGUGUGGAAACUUUAUCAAUUUUGCACCCAGAAGAAAAACUUGUGAUUAUCACUGCUUCUUCCUUAGUAAAGAAUGUAAGCAAUGUUAGUUUUUAUGCUAAAACUAUUGUGAAGUUUGAUGUUCAGGAUACUGAAGCUAGUUCUCUUUUGAAAAUACACCCCAACCUUGAAAUUAUUUAUGAUUCAUUAAAGUAUUUGGAUACAAAAAAUAAACUUGCCACAACUGAGGAAGGUGUCAUUAUUAAAUAUGAUGUAAUAUGUAUUUGCACUGGUGGAAUUCCAAAACUUAUUUCUGAUUCAAAUAAAUGUCAAAGGAUACUAGGUAUUAGAGAUACAGAGUCAGUUAAAGAGUUUCAGGACAAAUUAAAGAAUGGACGUAAAAUGCUUAUUGUUGGUAAUGGAGGAAUUGCAUCAGAAAUAGUUCACGCUACUAGAGGUAUACAGAAAGUAUGGGUAGUGAAAGAUGAUUACAUUUCAGCAACAUUUGUUGAUCCAGGAGCUGCAGAAUUCUUUCAAGAAUCAUUUAGGAGUAAAUCCAAAGUACAAAAAGAGAGCACUGUUUUAAGAAGACAUAUAUUUACAGAAGAAGAUACUGUUGUAUCUAUUAAUAAAAAUUUAAAAUCUGCUGCAUUAGGUCCAGAUUGGUACCGUAAACUUGAAAACAUAAGAAACGAAGGUGGAGAUCUAGAGCUUGAAAUUGUAUACAAGGUUGAAGUUGAGUCAGUUGUGGAGACAGAAAAUAAGGACUAUGCUUUAGAUGUAAAAUUAACAAAUGGUAGGAUCAUAGAGUGUGAUUUUGUAAUAUCAGCUACUGGAGUUGAGCCUGCUGUUAACUUUACUUGGGAUCAGGUACCAAAUAGAGGUGCUGAUGGUGGGUUAGCAGUAAAUGAAUUUCAAGAGACUUCAGUUAAAGAUGUUUUUGCAGCUGGCGAUGUUGCCAGUGCUUCCUGGCAACAUGCUGCUCACUGGUUUCAGUUACGGCUAUGGACACAGGCACGCCAAAUGGCAGGGAUGGCUGCUAAAGCAAUGCAUGCUAGAAUGACAAAUGAAGAUGUCUUACAAGAUUUUUGUUUUGAACUUUUUACACAUUGUACUAGUCUUUUCGGAUACAGAGUUGUGUUGUUGGGAAAGUAUAAUGGUCAAGGUUUAGGUAGAGAUUAUGAGAUUCUUUUACGGACUACUCCUAACCUUGAAUAUAUAAAGUUUGUACUUCAAAAUGGAAGAUUACAAGGUGUCAUAUUAAUAGGAGAAACAGAUUUAGAAGAAAUGUGCGAAAAUUUGAUCCUUGACCAAAUAGACCUAACACCAUUCGGAGAUGAUAUACUUAACCCUGAUAUAGAUAUUGAUGAUUAUUUUGAUUAAUGUUUGUCAUGUAUGCUUAGUAUUUAUGAACCAUGUUAUAAAUAAUUACAGUACUUUUUGCACUA
Messenger RNA from Bicyclus anynana (squinting bush brown), 1770 nucleotides. It is a transcript of the gene Pyroxd1, whose product is annotated as pyridine nucleotide-disulfide oxidoreductase domain-containing protein 1. Gene Ontology annotation, molecular function: oxidoreductase activity; flavin adenine dinucleotide binding. The transcript has a single exon. Lineage: Eukaryota; Metazoa; Arthropoda; Insecta; Lepidoptera; Nymphalidae. Bases 287 to 1705 code for a protein of 472 amino acids. The record is from RefSeq and is a predicted model, not a curated record.